AUGGGGUGGGUGCUCUGUAUUUGGCAUCCCUCCCCUCUUCAGAUCUCUAUUCUGUGGGUUUCACUGACCCGAAACACCUCCAUUUCACCCCCAUCUCGGCAGCUCCCAACCUGCCAGAGUCGCUUCCGCCCCUCCGCCCCUUCCAGCCCCACCUUCCAGCAAGGCUCCCAGUUCAUUGGGAUUUCGCGGUUUCUACGGCUGCAGCUGAUUGGGUCGAAAGAUCGUUUUCUCCCCCGGGAAAAUGGUGGUGAUGGGCGCGGUCGUCGCGUCCCGACGUUCGGCGACCUCGUUUUUUUCGGGGUGCACUACCGGGCCGGAGGCGGGGACAGUGAUGCCUGCAUGGACUUGGCGCUGCUGCAGCCCUUGGAGGCGAAGCGAUCCUGGGGUGGGAAAAGGGAGCGGGCUAGGAGGGAGAGGAGAAGGAGAGACGCCGAGCUAAAAAUCUCAGAGUUUAGAAAAGGGUUAAAGGGGCCUGCAGUUUCCGAUUUCCCGGGGAAAGUCUCUUUGGCGGGGUCCGAACGUUAUAAUCUGGGGGAGGAAGAGGACCUCCCCUAUGAGGAGGAAAUUAUGCGGAACCAGUUCUCUGUCAAGUGCUGGCUUCGCUACAUCGAGUUCAAGCAGGGUGCCCCGAGGCCCAAUCACCAGCUGUAUGAGCGUGCACUCAAACUACUGCCCUGCACUACAAACUGUGGGUACAGAUACCUGAAGGCCCGCCGGGCACAAGUCAAGCACCGCUGUGUCACCGACCCUGCCUACGAGGACGUCAACAACUGCCAUGAGAGAGCCUUCGUGUUCAUGCACAAGAUGCCUCGUCUUUGGCUGGACUAUUGCCAGUUCCUCAUGGACCAGGGUCGGGUCACGCACACACGUCGCACCUUUGAUCGUGCACUGCGGGCGCUCCCCAUCACGCAGCACUCCCGUAUCUGGCCCCUGUAUCUGCGCUUCCUGCGCUCACACCCACUGCCUGAGACGGCUGUGCGGGGCUACCGGCAGCUAAUCCUCAAGGUAAGCCCUGAGAGUGCCGAGGAGUUUAUCGAGUACCUCAAGUCCAGUGACCGGCUGGACGAGGCGGCCCAGCCUGCCACUGUGGUUAAUGAUAGCGCUUCGUGUCCAAAAGCCGGAAAGUCCAACUACCAACUCUGGCACGAGCUCUGCGACCUCAUCUCGCAACCUGACAAGGUGCAGGCUCUAAACGUGGAUGCGAUCAUCCGGGGCGGCCCUCACACGUUUCACAGACCACUGGGCAAGCUCUGGUGCUCAUUGGCUGACUACUACAUCCGCAGUGGGACUUUUGAGAAGGCGCGGGACGUGUACGAGGAGGCCAUCCGAACCGUGAUGACCGUGCGCGACUUCACACAAGUGUUCGACAGCUAUGCACAGUUCGAGGAGAGCAUGAUUGCUGCCAAAAUGGAGACAGCGUCAGAGUUGGGCCGAGAGGAGGAGGACGAUGUGGAUCUAGAGCUGCGCCUGGCCCGCUUCGAGCAGCUCAUCUCGAGGCGGCCACUGCUACUGAACAGCGUCCUGCUGCGCCAGAACCCGCACCAUGUGCAUGAGUGGCACAAGCGCGUGGCCCUGCAUCAGGGCCGACCUCCGCGAGGUAUCAUCAACACUUACACGGAGGCUGUGCAGACCGUGGACCCCUUCAAAGCCACCGGCAAACCGCACACGCUCUGGGUGGCCUUCGCCAAGUUCUAUGAGGAUAAUGGACAGCUGGACGACGCCCGUGUCAUCCUGGAGAAAGCCACCAAGGUGAGCUUCAAGCAGGUGGAUGACCUGGCCAGCGUGUGGUGCGAGUGUGGCGAGCUGGAGCUGCGGCAUGAGAGCUAUGACCAGGCCCUGCGGCUGCUGAGGAAGGCCACAGCACUGCCCGCACGCCGUGCCGAGUACUUUGAUGGCUCGGAGCCGGUGCAGAAUCGCGUGUACAAGUCCCUGAAGGUGUGGUCCAUGCUGGCUGAUCUGGAGGAGAGUCUGGGUACCUUCCAGUCCACCAAGGCGGUGUAUGACCGCAUCCUGGACCUGCGCAUCGCCACCCCACAGAUCGUCAUCAAUUACGCCAUGUUCCUGGAGGAGCACAAGUACUUCGAGGAGAGCUUCAAGGCCUACGAGCGCGGCAUCUCGCUGUUCAAGUGGCCCAACGUAUCGACAUUCUGGAGCACCUACCUGACCAAGUUUAUUGCCCGCUACGGUGGCCGUAAGUUGGAGCGCGCUAGGGACCUCUUCGAGCAGGCGCUGGACGGCUGCCCCCCUAAGUAUGCCAAAACGCUCUACCUGCUGUAUGCACAGCUGGAGGAGGAGUGGGGGCUGGCACGGCACGCCAUGGCCGUGUACGAGCGUGCCACCCGUGCUGUGGAGCCCGCUCAGCAGUACGACAUGUUCAACAUCUACAUCAAGCGCGCCGCCGAGAUCUAUGGCGUUACGCACACGCGUGGCAUCUACCAGAAGGCCAUUGAGGUGCUGUCGGAUGAGCAUGCCCGAGAGAUGUGCCUGCGCUUCGCUGAUAUGGAAUGUAAACUUGGCGAGAUCGACCGUGCCCGUGCCAUCUACAGCUUCUGUUCACAGAUCUGUGACCCCCGGACCACUGGGGCAUUCUGGCAGACGUGGAAGGAGUUCGAGGUGCGUCACGGCAACGAGGACACGAUCCGUGAGAUGCUGCGGAUCCGCCGCAGUGUGCAAGCCACAUAUAACACGCAGGUCAACUUCAUGGCCUCACAGAUGCUCAAAGUGUCAGCCAGCGCCACGGGCACAGUGUCCGACCUGGCCCCUGGACAAAGCGGCCUGGAUGACAUGAAGUUGCUUGAGCAGCGGGCGGAGCAGCUGGCAGCUGAGGCCGAGCGAGACCAGCCCGCACGGGCCCAAAACAAGAUCCUGUUUGUGAGGAGCGACGCGUCCCGUGAGGAGCUGGCACAGCUGGCCCAGCAGGCCAACCCCGAGGAGAUUGAACUGGAUGAGGACGAGGAUGACGAGAUGGAUCUGGAGCCCAACGAGGUGCGGUUGGAGCAGCAGAGUGUGCCGGCCGCCGUGUUCGGGAGCCUGAAGGAAGACUGACCCCCCCCCCCCCCCCACACACACACCCCAAUAAAGCCUUCGUUUGUUUGUA
Suncus etruscus (white-toothed pygmy shrew) is the source of this 3097-nucleotide messenger RNA. It is a transcript of the gene XAB2, whose product is annotated as XPA binding protein 2. Gene Ontology annotation, biological process: generation of catalytic spliceosome for first transesterification step; mRNA splicing, via spliceosome. Gene Ontology annotation, cellular component: U2-type catalytic step 2 spliceosome; post-mRNA release spliceosomal complex; Prp19 complex. NCBI's taxonomy places the organism in Eukaryota, Metazoa, Chordata, Mammalia, Eulipotyphla, Soricidae. The record is from RefSeq and is a predicted model, not a curated record. Gene Ontology annotation, molecular function: protein binding.